AUGUCUUCAGCAAAUACUUCUGGUCGUCCAACUGGAUUUGUUUCAAUUCCUGUCGAAAUAGUUUCUAAACCAAAUUCAACUAAUUCAAAUUCUCAUUAUAUUCCAUUUCGUACGAUUCGUCAUGAUAAUUCUUAUAGUGAUUUUUCAAAUUCCUCACCAUGGAAAAAACCAUCGAUAAAUACGUAUUCUAAAGGUCAUUUUCAACCACGUAAAAAUUUAACUACUGCUUAUGAUCGUUUAAUACAAGAUUCGCAAUUUAAUCAGCCAUAUAAUGAUCGAUUUUUUCAUCAAAUAGAUCACGAACCACAAUAUCAUCAUUUUCAACAACGAACAUAUGAACCAAAUUCUUUACAUAUUAGUCGUUCAAGUGAUGAUCUUCUUUUCACACCAAAUGAUUUUAUACGUUCAAAUAUUCAAUCAAAAAAUACUUCACAUUAUCCAUCAACAUUUAAUAAUGGAUUACGAUCUGAUUCCAGUUUUAUACAAACAAACAAAUAUACACAGCCUCUUCGACGAUCAUACGAUAUACUUAAUGAUUUUUCAGAUGAAAAUAAAAAAUUUUCAACAAAUCAACAAUAUCCAUCGGAACAACAAUCUUAUUAUCGACCAACUUAUGUUACUAAAACUGUUAUUAAUCCAAAUGUUGUUUAUUCAACUGAUUAUCAUACACCAAUAAAUAAUCAUCGAUCAAAUACAUCUCCUCAAGGAACAAUUAAUAGACAGAAUAAGAUUUCUUCAUCACAAAAACUAUUAUCAACAAAUACAUUAGCUCUUUCUCAACAAACAACAUCAGUACGACCUUGGUUGUCGAAAAUUUCACGAGAAAAUCUAGACAAACAUUAUCCUUACUAUAUAUCUCAACGUCAAUCAUCACGGUCAGGUACAUGA
Rotaria sp. Silwood1 is the source of this 888-nucleotide messenger RNA. NCBI's taxonomy places the organism in Eukaryota, Metazoa, Rotifera, Eurotatoria, Philodinida, Philodinidae. The record is from the annotation of a GenBank genome assembly.